AUGUUUUUUGCAGAGCGAGCCAUCUCAUCUGCAGAGUGCAAGACACAGUAUGGAUUCUUCGCGUCGCCGCUAGCGACUCGUUCCGACUGCGGAAAGUACCGCAUGUGCGUGGAGGGGAAGGCCUUCGAAAUGGAGUGCGCAAUGGGCCUGGCCUUCAACCCCGAGACCGGCCGCUGCGACUGGCCCGACCUCGUGCCGAGCUGCAGUGCUGAAGAGUUCCUCGGCUUCAAGUGCCCGCCAGCGACCUACGAUGAGUUCGGAAAGGCUUACGUGGUGAACUUUAGCAUCCAGGGUAGCUGUCACUACUUCUUCUCGUGCAUGGAGGGCGUGGCGCGUCUGCUGGUGUGCGACCGCGGCUUCGCCUUCGACGCUUCCGUCAACCGCUGCGUCGACGCCACCAAGGUGCAGUGCCAGGAGGGAUGA
Molecule: messenger RNA, 423 nt
Organism: Papilio machaon (common yellow swallowtail)
Lineage: Eukaryota; Metazoa; Arthropoda; Insecta; Lepidoptera; Papilionidae
Product: protein obstructor-E
Exons: 3
Coding region: 1-423 (140 amino acids)
Cellular component (GO): extracellular region
Molecular function (GO): chitin binding
Source: RefSeq, a predicted model, not a curated record